This is a messenger RNA of Gavialis gangeticus (Gharial), 1617 nucleotides long. Its product is annotated as olfactory receptor 11H6-like. NCBI's taxonomy places the organism in Eukaryota, Metazoa, Chordata, Crocodylia, Gavialidae. Gene Ontology annotation, cellular component: membrane. Gene Ontology annotation, molecular function: G protein-coupled receptor activity; olfactory receptor activity. The transcript has a single exon. The record is from RefSeq and is a predicted model, not a curated record. Gene Ontology annotation, biological process: G protein-coupled receptor signaling pathway. The coding region runs from base 489 to 1424 and encodes 311 amino acids.
GUGCAAAGGGAAGUGUCAGUGCCUUGCUGCUGCAACACCAUGGGAGUAAUUGGGUAACAUAAGGUAAGAAGAUCCUAGGAAAAGGAUGGUGCUGUGCAGAACCAAGGAAGAUAAAAACCCUCAGUCCAUCCCAGUGUGACCUAGGGAGGAAAGUCCCUUCCUUCCCCCAAAUUUGGCAACUGUUCUGACACUGAACAGAAGAGGAAGAUCCUCUAGCCAGGAGCCUUUGAGAAGCUAGUACCAACAGGAAAAUCACUGCACCUUGGUCAAGAAACCCCAUCGGAUUGUGAAUGCAAGUCUACCUGCACAUGUGAGACUGCUGCCCCCUGUUCUUCCACAAACUUUUAACCACUGCACACGACUCCACUUCUGUUGCUGGUGGAAGACCAGGAGGAGUGCAGACUCCUACCAACCAGAGAUAGAAUUCAAACCAUGAACAGACCCUAGCUGUCCUGUGAAUCAUUCUCUUUCAGGCUUGUGUCCUCCUAAUGGAUCCAGACAAUGCCACCAGCUAUGUAACUGAGUUCAUCCUGCUGGGCUUCUCAUCCCUGGACCACACCAGUCGCAUCCUCCUCUGUGCUAUCCUGUCUUCUGUCUACACCCUGACACUAGCAGGCAACUUGUGCAUCAUGUGGGCUGUUGUCAAGAGCUCCCGCCUCCAGCGCUUGCCCAUGUAUAUCCUGCUAGGGAACUUCUCCUGCCUGGAGAUCUGCUAUGUCACAUCCACAGUGCCACGGAUGAUCUCAGACCUGCCAACCCCGCAGGGCGAUGCAAUCUCCUUUCAUGCCUGCUUCUUCCAGUUCUACUUCUUCUUCUCCAUGGGAGCUGCUGAAUGCUUCUCCCUCUCAGCCAUGGCUUUAGAUAGAUACCUGGCCAUCUGCCACCCCCUGCGCUAUCCCAGCCUCAUGUCACAGAGGGCCUGCUUGCUCCUGGUGGCUUUCUGCUGGGUUGGUGGCUUCUUCUGGUUCGCCACCCCCAUUAUCUUCAUCUCCCACCUCCCCUUCUGUGGCCCCAAUAUCCUGGAUCACUAUGUCUGUGACCCUGCUCCAUUGCUGGCUGUCUCCUGUGUCCCUGCUCCCCAGAUUGAACAUGGCUUCUUUGCUGUGACUUCCACUAUCAUCUUCUCAACUGUCCUUUUCAUCUUGACCUCUUAUGUGAUGGUCCUCAGGGCAAUAAUGAAACUGCCACGGGGGUCUGGAAGACGCAAGGCCUUCUCCACUUGCACCUCCCACCUCACAGUGGUGGGUCUUUUCUACGGCUCCAUCAUGGUCACCUAUGUCAACCCAGCAGCUUCUGGGGACAGCGGGAAGGAGGUGUCCCUUCUGUAUGUGUUGGUUACUCCACUGUUCAACCCAUUGAUCUACAGCCUGAGAAAUAAGGAGAUGAAAGAGGCUUUGAGGCACACAGUGCUAGGGGACCGGUAACAGGUGUGAAUCUGGCUUCAGGGCAGGGGGACUGGCUGGCUCAGGAAGUGGUGAAUGGGUUCCAAGCCAUUUCGCCUCUAAGGGACACCAACUCCAAUCUGGCCUUGGGGCAAUAUUAAAAAAAGCUUGUUUGAGGUUACAAGUGGAACACAAGUGAAGUACCUAUAUUCGUUACUGCUGCGCUCAAUAAGUA